AUGGUGCGAUACGGCAUGGAUGAAGCUUCGUUAUCAUCUCCAGAUCCCCUCGCCGACUCCUUGACAUUCCAAGCGCCUCCAAGUUCGAAACCACGAAAGACUCCCACGUCGCGUUUGUCAUUGCCUUUGCCAGCCAGUUCUCCGAAGAAACAAAUUUUCGAAUUGGACGUAGGAAAUACAAUAUCACCACAAAAAAUCAGAGUUACAGUAGAGGCAGAAGAUUCGGAUAGCGAGGAUGAUCAUGCCAAUCUAAGGCCCCAUAACAUGAGCUCUCCUACACCUGCGCAGAUACCUCGACGAAUAGAGCGAACGACGACAACAAGAGUGCCUUUACGAGGACUUUCGGACUCCGAAAAUGAUAACAGUAUUAGGUAUGAGGUAACACCCAAGAGACGCAGAGGUCGACCAAGAAAAUCAGAUACUCCAGUCAAAAGACAAGGCACCCCCAAUCGAGCAGGCAAACGUGGUCGAAAUAGCAUUGGAGGAGAGGUAGACAAUCAAGGCUCAGAUAUCGAUGGCGAAGAAUUACCGGCGGGCGAUUCUAGAUCACGUUCGAAGUCCGUGAAGGGUAUUAAAAAAGCAACACCUCGUAAAAGGAAAGCCAACUCUGAUCUGGUCCCAUCGAGUGUGGUCAAGAGAGGUCGCGGUAGGCCAAGGUCCAAGCUACGGGAAGAAAUACGAUUGUCAGAUGGAAGUGACGUGGCAGAGCAAGUACACACUUGGACUGCUGAGCGCAAAGUGGUAGACACUGACAUUCAUGAGGAAUUGAUGCCCGAAGAGAUUGAUCUUUUGGCAACUAUCAAUGCUAAUUUGCAAAGUCCACCUUCGCCAUACCCAGCCUUGGAAUCCACGCCGAGUUUCCCAAGUAGUGAAGACCUUGAAGAAGAUGUUGUCAUUGCAAGAUUUCAUCCUGGUGAAGAGACUCCUAGAACAACAGGUUGGUCAAGUGUUAUGGAGGCCUCUCAAAUUCCAAGUCCAUCAAAUAAGGCACAAGAGGAAACGAGCCCUCUAAGUGGAAGCGUAAAAAGUGUGGCUCUAUCCCCAGAGUCAAAUGCCCUUAUGGAAGGUGAUGACGAAAACAAUAAUUAUGGGGAGGGUGGGCUUGACGAUGACACUGAUGACGAUUUUGACGAAACUCGUGAGAUGGAUCAAUUUGCCAGCGGAACGAACGAUGCUACCGGAGAAAUGCAGGAAGAGGAUUUCGAAGAAGAAUUGGAUGAUGAUAUGGAUCAUAGACCUGAGUUUGACACUAUCAUGGAGAGUGAAGGAUUUAGUCUAAUAUCACUUAAUUCCGUACCGUCAUUGAGGAAACCUUUGAACGGCUUGCUCCAAGACGAGGGGCAAAACUCGACUGUACGCCCGCAUAACAAAAACAUUCUCUCACUUCACGAUACAGUACAUGAUAACUCAUUUUCGAGCAUAGCACCAGAAAUUCUCGAAGCUGCAACACCAGGCCGAAAACUUAAAAAUUCCCACAUUCUACGCGUUCAGGACACUCGACAUGAUGAUUCAUUUUCAAGUAUACCGGUCCAAAUUCUCCAUGCGGCGACCCCGGCGCCGACGCGGAAAAAGGUCGUGGAGAUGUCACCGCCAGAAAGCUCUGCAGUAACCGAAGAAAGGCCAACUGGGCUUGCUGAUAGCAAGAGUUCGUCGGAAUCUCCCAUCAUGCCUUCGAAAAAGACUGAUGUACUACACGAGGACUUAUCUUCUACCACAUCCGCUCCUCUUGACAACACCACCUCUCGAUUAAUGCGCCAAGCACCAUUCCGACCAAGUUCAAUUAGGAAGUCAGAACUAAUCCAUAAACCGAUCCCACGACCAUCACAAAGACCCCUAAAAUCUUCUCAUCUUGAAACAUUCUCUAAGCCAUCUAAGUCGCCAUCGCCACCAACCAAGGCGCCUAAGCAGACAGCCUCAAUAAAAGGGACCGAGACUGAAGCAUCAAUAAGUCAACAUACUAAACAAUCUGUUGCGCAACUUGCUGAAGGAUCUCUGAUCGACUCUCAGAUUCAUUCGUCCCCGCCUGCAAUGGCUUCACGUAAAUUCACAAAUACAGCACAUAUUCACCAGCAACGACAAACAAACGCUAAGAUGACACAAACACCUGCAAUUGUCUUCUCAUCCCCUACUUUGCCACCUCCUAUCCAGCCGUCAAGACAACCAUCCGAAAGGCCAGAGUCGUCGAACACGAAUGCAUCCUCACCUGCUGAGAAGGCUGGUCGUAUUCUGCAAGAUAUUGUUAUACCAUCAUCAUUGCCGAGGAGUCGAUCCGAGUCUUUAGCUAGUCCAUUCAAGAGUCCAGCAACGGGAAGAAGGUCGAGCUCAAGCAUAUAUCCAGAUACUAAUGCUAAUCGUUCCAUACCUGCUGAGCAGCCUCAAACAUCGGUACCGAGAUUGGAUCCCAAUGAAGAUCUGCUUUUGAAACAUUCUCGAAGGAGGAGCUGGAGCAGGCCCAUUCUUGACGAAGACCCAUUUCUUGCUAAUGGUGCUACACAAAGACGCCCAUCUAUAGAUAAAUCUCAAAAUUUAAGUCUCGAACUGCCUAGCAGCCGUCGUAUGUCGGUUUCUAUAAAUGCGACGGUCACUCCUCAGCACGAAUCGUCAAGAAGUAUCAAUUCUAUGAAUCAGCAAGCUGAAUUGACUAGCCUUGACGAAGUUGUUGAAAAGAUAAUUCCACCGUCAUCAUCGAUGGAGAAGAAAACUGUAGAUGUGAAAAGAACUACAAGUACCUUACAGGAGAAGUGGGCUGCGCAACGAGCUGCAGUGAGCAAACAGAUCUCCACAGCCAGCAUCAAUGAGGUCAUGGUUCUUAGUUCCGACCACGAGGACAACGAUGAUGAAGAUGAAGAUGACGAUCGCUACGGCAACGAUCGGGUUUCUGGGGAAAGGCGGGAAACUACAGUCGAAGAGAAGGAUAUCAACAAUGAAGGCAAAGAAGACUAUGAAGAUGAUGAAAGCUUUGGACUUCUACUAGAGACACUUGACGCGUCCAAUCAGGAAGACCAGCUUCACUCCGAGAGAUCCGACAAUUCGGAAAAACCAAGACGAAGUAAAAUCUCUAGUCUGUGGAGGACAAAUAGCAAACGUUUGGUCUAUAGCGACGAGCAUGCUAGCUUAUCUCCAGACCGCAACACAAAAGCUCCCCCAGUUGAGGAGCCCUCGCCCAAAAGCGUUCCGAAAAAUGUUGAUUUGCCGAGCAAUUCUCAAGCUAAUCCUCAAACCGAUGGUGACGAGACUCUGGAUUUAUCUGGAUGGCAAAUACCCCAGAAGCAGAAUUUCCAACCUAAACUUCGUAGCAUAAGCAACACUAGGCCUGACAUAUCUGCACUUCUACGUUUGUCGCCAUUUGGAGGACUCCCAACUCUUUUUAAUGGAGGAAAAAGACAAGUUACCGAAGAACAAUCAUCUCAUGACAUGCCAGUCUCCCGGAAAUCUCACUUUAAAUUCUCAAAAUACAGUUCAUCCGGCGACACGGAGAAAGAAACAAGCUUAUUCGCUCCAAUUCCUCAGAAAAUGGAUUUUCAACCGCGACUUCGUAAGAAUGAUGAGGCACCAUCAGCUGCACCCUUUUCCCAGCCAUCGACACUUUCAAGAGGUAUUUUUGGGAAAUGGGGAGCAACUAGGACCAAUCUCCCCACUCCAGAUACAUCAUCGUCGUCCUUGGUCGGUACUCUAACGGAUACAUCGCCAAGCAGGAGCAACAAGCUCAAAGCCCAACCUGUCCAGCCCGUUCAACCAGAAAUCCUGCCAAAUCCGCCCUCCCAGCUCCCGACAUCUAAGCCUUCUGCUCCCCCGGAAACAAAAGAAAAUCGUAAUCUACAGAACCCCAAACCCAAAUGGACAGAGCACCGUCUCGAAGCUCCAAUUCCACCCUCUCCCACAAAAUCUAUCCUCCGCUCCCCACAACGCUCCUUCGACCCUCCACCUCAACCCUCUCCCAGCAAAAAUGUCGUCUUCGCUUCCUCCUCUCCACAACCUAGUUCUCCUCUUACCCCCCAACUUUCUCCUACUCACUGGACACGCGAUCACUGGCUCCUCCUUGAUUCCAUCUUACAAUCCUGGAAGCCUGAGAACCAAAACCAAGAAUCCGCAGAUUCCGAACUCAAAGCUUCAGAUGGACCUUUAAAUUCUAAUUACGGAAGAAGAAACUCCACAAGGGUUAUCAGUAGAUUAUUAGGUAAAACUAUUAAUCUCAAAGAUAAAGGAGUAGGAGUUGGCGAAGGUGGUGUAAGGAUAUUUAAAAAUGGGGAUAAAGAAGGAAGAGAGAUAGGAAACGAGAAAAUGAGAUUGGAACAGUGGCACUUGGAAGCAGUAGAUGAAUUUAGGGGUGAGGUUCCAGGAUGGGACGAGGCGGUGGUAGCGAAAAGGGUUUUUGCGCUGCUGGUAGGGGAGGAAAGAAGAAAAAGGGGUAUUGUUGUUUAA
Molecule: messenger RNA, 4422 nt
Organism: Sclerotinia sclerotiorum 1980 UF-70
Lineage: Eukaryota; Fungi; Ascomycota; Leotiomycetes; Helotiales; Sclerotiniaceae
Exons: 1
Coding region: 1-4422 (1473 amino acids)
Source: RefSeq, a predicted model, not a curated record